Messenger RNA from Anoplopoma fimbria (sablefish), 2958 nucleotides. It is a transcript of the gene slc5a6a, whose product is annotated as solute carrier family 5 member 6a. The transcript is spliced from 18 exons. NCBI's taxonomy places the organism in Eukaryota, Metazoa, Chordata, Actinopteri, Perciformes, Anoplopomatidae. The record is from RefSeq and is a predicted model, not a curated record. Gene Ontology annotation, cellular component: membrane. Gene Ontology annotation, biological process: biotin transport; sodium ion transport; pantothenate transmembrane transport. Gene Ontology annotation, molecular function: sodium-dependent multivitamin transmembrane transporter activity. Bases 377 to 2311 code for a protein of 644 amino acids.
UGUGCUUCCACUGGGAGCAAUGGAGGCUGUCGUCUGGGGACAAUUCAUGAAUGUCACAGGUGUGUUCACCUUGACCCGAGUGUGUGUGCCCACUGGCCGGAGGAUGUAAGUGGACUAACCUGCGAUAAACAGACGUAAAGAAACGGGGAUCGUGAUUGGAGGUCGUGACAAGAUAGAAGAUACUCCCCUUAUGUGAGUCUGAGUGUCCAGUGUGUGUCAGCCAGCAGCAAAAGCAGCAGCUUUGACUCAGUAGUUACACUCUCAGCGACUCUCCCUAUGGUUGAGGGGCUCUCUCUGACGUCGUGAUCAGCCCUAGAGGCUGUGCUUCCAACAGCCUUCCCUCUCCCCCCCACCCCACCCCACAUCCACUGUCAUCAUGGGGGACGUAGUCCUCAUGCACUUCACCACAGCGGACUAUGUCAUCUUUGCCUUGCUGUUGGUGGCCUCAACCGGCAUCGGCCUCUUCUACGCCUUCUCCGGUGGGCGCCAGCGCACAACACAGGAGUUCCUGAUGGCUGAUCGCUCCAUGAGCUGCCUGCCUGUUUCUCUGUCCCUGCUGGCCACCUUCCAGUCGGCCGUGGCCAUCCUGGGCGCUCCGUCUGAGGUGUACACCUUUGGGACCCAGUACUGGUUCCUGGGCUGCUCCUACUUCUUGGGCCUGCUCAUCCCGGCUCACGUUUUCAUACCAGUCCUCUACAGACUGAGGCUGUCCAGCGCCUACGAGUAUCUGGAGCUGCGCUUCAACAAGACGGUUCGCAUAUUGGGGACAGUGACCUUCAUCUUUCAGAUGGUCAUUUACAUGGGGGUGGUCCUGUACGCCCCGGCCCUGGCACUCAAUGCAGUGACAGGUUUUGACCUAUGGGGGGCGGUGCUAGCCAUGGGGUUGGUGUGCACUCUAUAUACUGCUCUGGGGGGUCUGAAGGCGGUAAUCUGGACCGAUGUGUUCCAGACAGUGGUGAUGUUUGCGGGCCAGCUGGCGGUCAUUGUGGUGGGGGCCAGUCAGGCAGGGGGCAUGGCAGAGGUGUGGAGGAAAGCAGUUAAUGGCAGCCGCAUUUCUGGACUAGAUCUGAACCCCGACCCUCUGGAGCGCCACACCUUCUGGACGCUGGGUGUGGGAGGAGUCUUCCUGAUGUUAGCUUUGUACGGGGUCAACCAGGCCCAGGUCCAGAGAUACCUCAGUUCUCGUACGGAGAGAGAGGCCGUCAUGUCCUGCUACGUGGUUUUCCCGUGCCAGCAGAUUGUCUUGUGUUUAGGUUGCCUGAUGGGUCUGGUCAUGUUUGCUCGUUAUGGAGAGGACAGCCCUCUGGACAAGGGCUACGUCAAAACUAAUGACCAGAUGGUGCUGUACUUUGUGAUGGAUGUAUUCAAGGACCUGCCUGGGCUCGCUGGACUGUUUGUGGCCUGUCUCUUCAGUGGAGCUCUCAGCACCAUCUCAUCAGCCUUUAACUCCCUAGCAACAGUAACCAUGGAGGACCUGAUUAAACCUUAUUUUCCAAACAUGACCGAGGCUAGAGCUACGCUGCUUUCCAAGGGACUUGCUUUGGUCUACGGCCUGGUGUGUCUGGCUAUGGCCUACCUCGCCUCUAUAAUGGGAUCUGUGCUGCAGGCAGCCUUCAGCAUCUUUGGGAUGGUGGGUGGUCCUCUGCUGGGCGUCUUCUGUCUGGGAAUGUUCUUUCCUUGGGCAAACUCUACUGGUGCAGUUGUCGGGCUAGUAGCAGGACUCGCCAUGGCAUUCUGGAUCGGCAUUGGCAACUUUGUGAUGCGUAUGUCCAAUUCCAUCCCAGUGCCACCGCUCAACACCACCGCCCUGCCCCUGUUUGACAACAUGACCGCCACCGUCCUUACUACACUGGUCAACGCAACCACAGCCAAGCCAAGGCCAUCGGGUGUGCAGGCGCUCUACUCGUUGUCCUACAUGUGGUACAGCGCUCACAACUCCACCACUGUGGUGGUGGUGGGACUGAUAGUCAGCCUGCUAACAGGACCCAUGAAGGAGAAGGAUCUGACCCCCGGCACAGUGUUCCCAGUCCUGGGCACGCUGCUCUUCUUCCUGCCCGAGCGCUACAGGGAGAAGCUCUGCUGUGUCACUCCUCUGUCCAACCCUCAGAAGUCCAAAGAAAUCGACACGCAGCCUUAUCAGAUGGCCAAGAAAGACAGCAACGGAGCAGCUCUCUGCAAAGAGGACACGGUCACCGAGGACAAAGAGAUGGAGAGCGACCGAGCGCCGACGGAAGACGAGGACUUGGAGACGAGGACGGCUCUGCCAUCGUGCCAACUGACGGGUCACACGGUUGAGGAGACGGCCUUUUGAUUCUUUCUCCUCCUACUUGUAACACCUAAACACCUCCCAGUUCCUUAGGGGUGGUGGAGCACAACACAGAUCAUAGAUGUGAAGUCCAUCAGCGGGUGUUUUUUUUAAAAUGUCAUAAUCAGUUGAAUCUGAUUAUGGAGAAGGCUUAUGGACUAAAGCAUUUAGGUGAGGGGUAAGGGUGUUUUAUUGGAACCUGCUCCUGCUUUAUUUUCUCAAACCAACUAUUGGAAAUCAACUUUUUCCAGGCAGGAUCUGUGCACUGAAAGCCCAAAUGGCAGCAGGCAAAGAAGAAACGAGUCAGUCUAUCUCCAUUGGCGACACUCGGAGGCACGCACAAGCUCACGUCUGUCCAGAUGUGUGCGGUUCAAAGGUAACGAGAGUGAGCUCUCACGCACAAUGAGCGGCACUGCUGCGACUGGAUCCAGACAUCUCUGUUUGACAAAAAAGAAUCAGGUAGUCAUUAAAAGUAAAUGUAAAUGUGCUAUUUUUGUAGAAAAGACGGAGCCAUAAAAUCCCAGAGUAUGUUUUAAGAGAAUAUAAUAUUAAAAAAGAACUUGAACAGAAGGCAUGGCAGCUGUGAUGGCUCAAUAGUAAUAGUCGCCUUCUAGCUGCUACUGUAGGUGUCUAAAUAAGAAGGCAAAGGUGUG